UCGCUCCUCCCUCCGCGCCCCGCGGCCCAGGUGCGGCGGCUGCGGCAGGUCCCGGGCCGGGGGCUGGAGCCGAAGCGGCGGCGCGGAAAGGGUUACGGCCGCCGCCCCGGCGGGGAAGGAUGAUGUAACCCCCCCGCCCGCCUCCCCUCCCCUCCCCUCCCCUCCCCGCCGCCGCCUCGUCCCUCCCCGCCGCCCGCACAGAUCCGCGCCGCGCCGGGCCAGCCGCAUGCCUGCCGCCGCGCGGGGCCCGGCCGGGCCGGCCGCCGACAUGUGCCCGUGCGCCCUGCGCCGCGCGCCCCCGCCCGCCCUGCCGCCCUGCGCCCCCGCCCCCGCCCGGCCCGCCGAGCCGGCCCCCGGGCCGCAGCGCGUGGCCGCCCGCCUCAAGCGCCUGGGCGACGAGCUGCACGAGCGCACGGCGCGGCGCGGGGCGCGGCGCGGGAAGGCGCCGGCCGCCGGCGGCCUCGCCACCUGCCUCUGCCUGCUCUGCGCCCUGGCGCAGGCGGCCGCGCUGGCCUGGCUGGUCCGCAGGAGGAGCCCCUAGGCGCCGCGGCUCGGGCGGGAGCGGAGACGGAGCGGGACGGGCCACAGGCUGGAGAAAAUCCUGCGCCCUUGGAGAAAAUUGUUUCCCAUAUUCCUACAGGGAAUCCAGAGCUUGAGCAGCAGCUGUGAAGACUGGAGAUGAAGAAAGAAGUGGAACAUGAUGAAAGAGCCUUGAGCAACGUGAAGAAAGAUUUGCACUAAGGGAGCUGUUCAAGGGCCCAGCAGCAAACCAGACACACACACAUGCUUAUAUAUAGAAGAAUGUAAAGCUUCCUGUAUGCGUAUGUCAAUACGUGCAUGCCUUGUUGAGAACAUAAGCAACAUUCCUUUUAGAUGACUGAGGUCUGAGCGCUUGUGCUCCUUCAAUUUAAGUCAAAAGAUUAGUGAUGUCUUUACUGUAAGGCUAAGAUUUUCCACACCAGACAAUAUCUACUGUAUGGGAUACAACUGUCCCUUUUAAUGCAGCAGGGUGAAAAAUCUCUUAUACACCCAGGGUUAGAGGAUACCUGGAGAUGGUGAACAUGCUGCAAAAGUGCAUUGCUAGUCUUGGGAGGUGGGGGAAGGGAGUGGGAGGGGGGGAAACUUGUGUUUAGUAGUUCUGACAAGAGAGAGUUUGUGUGUAUAAGUAUCUAUUAAGCCAGGCAAGCUUUUCUUAACGAGUUUAGGAUCUCUGGUGCUACAUGUAAAAUUUGUCUGGGGCUACAGUGCCUCUUUGCGGUGCUACGGUUUGACCAUAAUAAUGUUCUAGAACCCAAGACUAGGAAAAAUAUAUUUUGGUUAUUAACAUUACACAAACAAAAAUAUGUUGUGAAGGUCCUAUUUUCCUUUCCUUCUACUUGUAAAUACAUUAAGAAUAACCCUGAGCUUUACAUAACACACUUGGCCAGUUUAUCUCUUAAUUUGGUGGCAGAGAGCAUGGAAAGUACCAUGUUAUUAGGUAGCAUUUAUAUGGAAUCAGAGAUUCCUUUCAUUCAUUUAUUCAGAAAAAAGGCUGAUGAGAUCAGCUGCAUGGAUCCGAGGUAGCACUUGUAGGACUUCUGUGCCUAAGAAUACAUCUACACUGCAAAGGUCCAGUUGUAGCACAUGUAGGCAAUAACACUACAGUCAUCAAUAACAGUGAAGGUGACCUAGGCUUCACCAUAAGCUAGCUGCUUAAGUAAGUUCCAGGGUCCCUGAAAGAUGUGUACAGUUUACACCAAAGCCAUCAUCACUGCAGUUUCACUGCUAUCAUUACCUACACUAUCUAGAUUAAAUCUUAAUUGAGCAUGCCUACAUGGAUUGCAAUCACACUUCCAACAGCAGUGCAGACGUACCCUAAGCCCUAGGCUGCUCUUUGAAGCCAUAAAGGUUAAAAGAGCUAUGAAAUACUUUCUAGUAAUUCUCAGGGCUUCCUGGAUCAAUUACAGCCACCCCCCUAACACCACAUUCAUAGAUGUUCUGUUGCAACCCACUGCGUUUGGAAAUUGCAUAAAACAAGUUAUAAAAAUUGGCUCUGGGGUGGAAUUUUAGCAGCUGAGUCUUACCCAGUUUGCAAUCAUUCUUACGAAAUGCUUUUAAAAGACUGGGUGCGACAGCCACAAUCGGCAAACACAUCCUGUUUCAUAGCUGUCACAAUGGAUGAAAAAUACAGAGAAGCAGCAAAUUUACAAAACAUGGUAGAAAAUAAACUCAUUAGUGUUUUGAAUAGGGACACAGAAUAGCAUAAAUAAGACUAGCUCCAUGCAAAAAAUAUGCAUGGGAAGUGAUUCAAAUUGACAAAUGACUGCUCGCCAGAACAGAGACAUUAAAGAAAUAUUGAAGACUGAACACAAAGAGCCAAAGGAACAAAUGUUAUUGGGGAUCUUUGUAGGGCUGUGCAACUAAUUUUUCAGUCCUCCUAUCACAAAGAAAAAUGGGAAAACAAAAUCCAGUUCAGAUUGAGUUUUCCCGCACCCCCACAUUGACAUGAAAAACCAAAAAAGAAAACAUUUUAAGUCAAAUGAAAUGUUUCCAAUACCUUAGAGCAGGUAUUGAAACCCAGUAUCGCACCUCUUAGGCAAGUGCCCUAAGUUAUACAAUAAUUCUCUUUUGGGCUCGAUGAAGACUUAAAGCCUGAAAGUAUUUUCUCCAACUGAAACUACCUGAUAAAUUUGCAAAUAGUUUCAGAAUGACUAAAUCAUUUAAAAAAUAUUAUAGCUCUCAGUGUUUGUAUCAGUAAGCUGAUUAUGGAAAACUUUUCAAUGGCACCAAAGGAAUGUGAAGUGUUCAGUUUUCAACAUCUUCCAAUAGAAAUAGGGAUCCUAACUGCUCUUUCAAGCUUUGAAAAAUCUUCCUUUACUUGCAUCCAGUCAAGGCACAGAAAGGUUAUUAUGUGGUCUUUAUGACCAGUCAGGGCUGCUUGAAUUUUCAGAACUUGCAGAGAGGAGUUAGUUUCUGGGCCUUCUAUAAACUGACAUCUCCCUGCACUGCAUAUUCAUUGGUUCAUAGGUCCACACAUACAUAUUUGUGGCCACUGUUGGUUCCUCAUCAAUUCAUAAAAAGAAGAAAGGGCUAUACUUAAACAACAACUUGUUCACAGUGGAACAUUGUACAUAGCUUCAUGAUGAUGUGCACCUUGUGAAGAAAAAUACAUUUAAAGUCCAUCUCAUCUACUCAUGAGGCAUGAGCCAGCUGUGGCUACCAGCAGGUCCCAAGAACUACAGCAUACUGGUACAGCCUUCUCCCACCACAUUCCGGGUGUUGACAGGUACUUAGCACCCUAUGUUCCCCAUUGAUCUGAUCACUCUCAUGCUGAAAUAAAUGAGACUUCAGCUAUUGACUUCAAUGGGCAUUGUGAGAGCUCAGCAGUUUCCCAGAUUGGGCCUAGACUUUUAAAAGGAUACAUAUGUGAAAAAAAAACGAGAUUAAACUAGAUAGAUAGAUAGAUAGAUAGAUAGAUAGAUAGAUAGAUAGAUAGAUAGAUAGAUAGAUAGAUAGAUAGAUUUGGGCAUGAUAGUCAAGAGUUAAAGAGCAAAGAGUUUGACAGGAAGAUUGGAAAGUAUACCUGCACAGUACACAUGUACUGUAAAGGAUCUUCCAUAUUAAUAAAGAUAUAUUUUCCCUUCACCUGCCACCUAUACAGACAGGACUCAUGGCACAGUCUUCUUGCACAAAACAUAUGAGAUGGUUUAUGUUUAUUUGUACAGGACAGAGUACCCCCACAGAAUCCUGUCCUCUCCCCAAAGUAGUAGCUUCCUGGGUCUAAAUGUUUAACAACUUCCCAGAAGAAGGCGGCAUCAAUUGCUUUUGUUACAACAUGUGCACACAGUUUGCAUUAUUAUUUACUAACUGUAUCAUGACAAGGGCUAUUUCGGUUUGAGACCUUGUGUAGCUCCUUCUGUACCUCAUCAAUCACAUAUGCCAUGCUUUUGUGACACACUAAGGCAGAUUAAUGUUGAGAGGGCCAAGUUCUGCUUUGAAUGUUAUGCCCCUGAUUAGUUGGAGCUCCUUAAAUCAAGUUACCAAGACUCGCAUGCUCAGUAGUGACUAAGCACCCAAAGACCAACAGACAAAAGGUUUCCUACAGAAACCAGGAAGGAUUCCCUGGGAGACAGGCCUUUCUUCAGGUGUUCUCAAGAUUCUAUCAAGAAUACAAAGAACAAAGCCUUCACUUAUUCCCAUGAAGCCCCAACUAAAUCAGUGGUGCUUCAAAAAUUUAAACAAGAGCAGGGGUUUUUCUUUAACUAUGACUUGCCUGGUUUGUAUAGGUUUCCAUCAGGUAUUUUGUGUGGACUGAAUGUUAAGAUUUUGGACACCGAAUCUCUUAAUGGCUGGAUCAAAGCAAACAUUGCUAGAGAAGCCUUUUGCCAGAGCUUCCCAGCCAACAUUCGCUGUAUAUACAUCUAAUGAUUUAGUAGAGGGGAUGUAUUUGUCUAAGCCUUACAUUUUUCUGGUAUAAUUACUAUUGUUGAAUGCCUCCAUUUUUUGACAAGGAGUGUUUUUAUCCUCUUUUUAAACACCAGAUUAAACUCUGGCCAAGAGCUGUAUUUGGAAAUGCAGGCAUGUUGUAUACAUUCAAGCAUCGUUCUUGUUGCAUUACAAAGACUGUAUGAGCUGGUGGAGAUUUCUGUAUUUUCCUAAUGGGUAGGAAACCUGCACAGUCCCUCUCCACUUUCUGCAGCAACCAAAAGAAUUGAUUUUGAUUAGCUUCAUAGUCGCGCCCCUGUAAAGACUAGGGAGUGCUCUCUAAAUGAAAAAAAGACCUCAUCUUAGGUUUCAGCAGACAGUGGUUGUGCGAGCCAGCAAAGGAGGUUAUGAGAUCAUAGUCUGUAUGGAAUGCUGCAUAAUGUGACUGUGAGGAAAGUCUUUAUUAAUUUUUAAAGCAGCACUCCAAUGAGAUAGAUCCCAUAGCAUAUUGGAACUUCAAAUUUCAAGUUAAAAAUGCAAUAUAGCACAGAAUAAUUAUAUUCCCCUCUUAAAAAGUCACUAGGCCAAGUGAAUUUCUAGUGUGACUCCACUUUUUAAGUCAAUGGGGCUAGACUCAGGGUUGAAUUUAGUUAAGCAUUUCCAUUCUUGCUCUUUCUUAAAAAUGAUUUUUACCACUUAAAUAUGAUGGAGUAGUAGUACAUAUUUACUGGAGGUUGUUAGUGCAUACUCUGUCAGGUUUUUAUGGGCCUAAGAACAAUGUUACCAGUUGGAAUGUGCAAAUCAAAAAUUGAUGGGUUUGUAAUGAUGAGGUACAACUGAUCCACCAUGCUUAUUGCUCAGGGCUUGCCUACAUACAGAAAUGAUACCAAGUUAACUACAUUUCUGCUUAAUCAAUUUAUUUAAAUGGUGCAGUCCCCUUGCAUAGACACUCAGUUUAAUUUGGUUUGUUAGAAAAUUAAACUAAAUUAAGGCAAGCAACUCAAAAUCCAUUUAAGAAUUGCCAGAAAAGGCACUGCAUCAAUUUAACUAGAUUGAUUUUGAAACAGAUUUAGUUAAAUCAAUGCAGUUUGUCCAUGCAGACCAGGCUUGGGACUCAAAGCAUUUUCCAUAAUCUGCUGCAAUUGGAGAACAUGACCCAGUACUGUUCCAGCCAGCCUCCUCCUAACAUGAACACAGAAAAUACAGCAAGAUGCAAGUAGGUAUGUGCAUAAGGGAUGCAACAACAAAUCCUUCUCUCUUGACAGAUCUCUUACCUUGUCCAGAAAGGGCUGAUGGGGGAAUUGGAUAGCAUGUUGUACCACUGGGCCUUAUUUUUUAGGUUUCUUUAUAAACAGCUUUGAGAAAAAUUGUAACAAAAUAGUCAUUUACAAUAAAUCCAAUUUAAAUGUCACAACUAGAGACAGUUAAAAUCCAAGUCCUGGGUCCCAAUAUGGCAAACUUUGGAUCAUUUUAGAUAUAAAGCUAAACUUCACAGGUAGACCCAAUAUCUAAGUUUAGACUGAGCCCAAAUCCCACAACCCAAAUCCACACCCCCCAAAGCAAAUCUGACACUGGAUCAACACCAACACCAUAGCUCAAGUCUGCACAGAACUGCAAGUUGCUGCUUACCAUGUAUGUGGUUCACCUUGUUCAUCUCAUAGUGCAGAACCUUGAAGACAUUGGUAUGAUUAUGACCAUGUUCAUCAAAGUCAAAUCCUAUUUGAAAGUACAAAUAAUAGGUGACUUUACCUCCUUCAGUAUAGUAUCAGGUGCUCUGAAUGAAGGAGAGGAACCCUUAUGUGUUGUUUCUAUGCUCCCCCUCAACCCCCACACCCAUGUCCUGGAUUGAAUUUGCAGGCUCGCUCUCUCCAGACUCCUCUUUAUUCACAGCAGAGGGUGUGCACCUGCACUAAGACAAAUUCUCAUUGUAUUCAUAGCAUUUCCUUCUCUUGCUGGCUUGACUAAUAUUGCCUCUGUGCUUGCAAAGAUUUGCACCAGCACCUACCCUGAAGUAUUCCCAGCUUCAGGUCUUUUGAAAAACAGCAUCUUUCAACUAACAGCUGUGGGAAACAUAAUACAGUAGGACUUUAUUGGAACUGAGCAAAUACUCUACUGGAGUAUAUUUCCAUCAAUAUUCAUUCAACUGCAGAAGUGCAUUUUGAUUUAACCAUGCUUCUUCAGAGUUUACUUUGAAUGGGUAUUUAUGCACUUGAAUUUUACCAAUUUCUGCAUGACAAAGGCAACUUCUCAGAUCCCUGCUAGAAUAUUAGCAAAAGGCCUAUUUUAGACUGUAUAUUAGUCUGUCAAAAUCUCAGUUUAUACUGUAUUAUUAUUUAUAGAUGCCAUCAGAUUUUGCCAGGGGGAGGGGCAAAGCCACAUGAUUUAAAUGCACAUAAAUAUUCAUCAGCAUUUAUUAGCUGGAGAAAUUUCCAUCAUGCCCCAACAUAAAUAUAUUUGAGAAUUUCCCAGUCUGCGCCCAGAGUCCUUAUUAAUAGAAGAACAUGAUGAAAGUCAUUGAAUAUAUUACUCCUUUGCCCAUUAUGCAUUCAAUUCUGCUGUUUAUAUGAAAGCUCUUGCAGAGUCACUGUGCAAGUUUCCUCCCUCACCAAAGUGAAGGCAAAGCAUGUACUCAAUGCAUUUGCAAUGAGCUCGCUAUCUAUGACUUGUUUAUAGUUGGACAUGGCUUCUCUCUUUUGUAAAAGAAAUUUCAUAUGCUGGAGACUCUUUGUACAUAUUUAUAAUGACUUUAUUAAAAAAAAAGUUGUUCACUGGUUAAAA
Messenger RNA from Alligator mississippiensis (American alligator), 7182 nucleotides. RefSeq names its product harakiri, BCL2 interacting protein (gene HRK). Gene Ontology annotation, cellular component: mitochondrion. The coding region runs from base 227 to 541 and encodes 104 amino acids. NCBI's taxonomy places the organism in Eukaryota, Metazoa, Chordata, Crocodylia, Alligatoridae. The transcript is spliced from 2 exons. Gene Ontology annotation, biological process: positive regulation of apoptotic process. The record is from RefSeq and is a predicted model, not a curated record.